This is a messenger RNA of Mugil cephalus (flathead mullet), 2305 nucleotides long. RefSeq names its product ALG6 alpha-1,3-glucosyltransferase (gene alg6). Bases 102 to 1619 code for a protein of 505 amino acids. Gene Ontology annotation, cellular component: endoplasmic reticulum membrane. The record is from RefSeq and is a predicted model, not a curated record. Gene Ontology annotation, biological process: protein N-linked glycosylation. The transcript is spliced from 14 exons. Gene Ontology annotation, molecular function: dolichyl pyrophosphate Man9GlcNAc2 alpha-1,3-glucosyltransferase activity. Lineage: Eukaryota; Metazoa; Chordata; Actinopteri; Mugiliformes; Mugilidae.
ACGUAUACAGGAAAUGUAAACAGGUUUCAAAAGUGUUUCAAUGAACCGUUUUUAUAAUCGUUUAUUUUUCCUCUAAAAGCUCAUUUUCACCGGACAAAAUCAUGCAGACGUGGAGUCUCGUGUCAAUUUGCGUGUUACUCGGCGUUGUUGUGAGAUGGGGCGUCUCGUUAAAUUCAUAUUCAGGGGCGGGGAAACCUCCCAUGUUUGGUGACUAUGAAGCCCAAAGACACUGGCAAGAAGUGACAUACAACCUCCCUCUUCAGGAAUGGUAUUUCAACACCACUGACAAUGACUUAAACUACUGGGGUCUCGACUACCCCCCUCUCACCGCCUACCACAGCUGGAUCUGUGCUUAUGUAGCCAAAAUAAUAAACCCAGAAUGGGUGAAGCUCCACAAGUCCAGAGGUUAUGAAAGUCCGGAACACAAGUUAUUCAUGAGAAGUACAGUGUUGGUGGCAGAUUUGUUGAUAUACAUCCCCGCAGUGGUUUUAUACUGUUUAUACCUGACGGAGGGAUCAUCCAGGAAAAAGGUUUCAACUUUACUCUGCAUUCUACUCUACCCAGGGCUAACUCUCAUUGACUAUGGACAUUUCCAGUACAAUGGAGUGAGCCUGGGCUUGGCCUUGUGGGGGGUUCUGGCUCUGGGUCUGGGCUGGGAUGUGUUGGGCUCCAUGGCCUUCUCCCUCGCUCUUAACUACAAACAGAUGGAGCUGUACCACGCCCUGCCCUUCUUCUGUUACCUGCUGGGAAAGUGCCUCAAACUUGGCCUGAUGGGCCGCGGGCUUUUCCUGCUGGUGAGAAUUGCAGCAACAGUGUUGGUGACUUUUGCCCUCUGCUGGUUGCCCUUCCUGUCUGACCCCAGCCAGGCCUCGCAGGUGGUCAGGAGGAUCUUUCCCGUGGCUCGUGGUCUGUUUGAGGAUAAGGUGGCUAACACGUGGUGCAGCCUGAACACCCUGAUAAAGAUCAGAUCCAUUCUGCCGGCAGACUCCCAGCUCUACCUCAGCUUCGCCUGCACUCUGCUGGCAGUUCUGCCUUCUUCUAUCAGACUGCUGACAAAGCCCACCUUCUGGCAAUUUAAACUGGCUUUGGCCAAUUCAUCUCUUGCAUUCUUCCUCUUCUCCUAUCAAGUCCAUGAGAAGUCCAUCCUGUUGGCUGCCUUGCCUGUCUGCCUCCUUCUGAAUGACCUCCCCUUGAUUGUCAUUUGGUUCCUGCAGGCCUCAACAUUCAGCAUGCUGCCUCUGUUCCUGAAGGACGGCCUGCUGGUGCCGUACGUUGUGACCUCCACGGCCUUCCUCUACUUCACCAUCUAUCUGCUGUCUGCGCUGGACCACUGUUCAGAGGAUGAGCUUAGACUGGGCGCCUACAAGAAGCUGUUUUUCUGCCUAGCCAGAAUGGACCUGGCCUGGAUAGUGAGAUGGAAGUUCUACAUCAGCAUUGCAGCCAUGGCCGGUCUGAGCAUUGCAAGCGUGGUUCUGGUCCCUCCACCGCGUCUACCCGACCUGUUUCCCGUCUUAAUUUCUGUUACUUCUUUCCUGCACUUCUUGGGAACGUUUGUAUAUUUCAACGUUGUUCAGUUCAGCGGGACGCCCAGUAGAAAGAGCCAGAAGAAGACCAAAUAAAUCAAGUUUUUUGAGAUGAUUUAUUUUUUUGUCGAAAAUUCAAUUAACACUUUAUCUUAAUCUGCAAGAGGCCUUUCACCCAUUCCAGAGUGGAUCUUAUAUAAAAUGGUGCUUCUUAGGGUAUUUGGUUGGCCAAACUACAACUGUACCACAAUGCCAAUUCAGAGGAGCAACUGAAAUAAAAGGGAAGAAUAAUGUCAUUUUUCCUGCCUGGACCAACAAAUCAUGUACACGUCCAAGCUCAAUCAGUCCUACUUUCUUGCUACAUGUCGCCGGCUAAAAGUACAGCCAAACAUAGGCAAGCAUAGCAUGACUAUAGCUAGCUCUGUGCCAAUAUGCUCCAGCUACAGCAGGUGGCCACAAUAAUAGGAACACCUGUUGUGACAUUGAGUUAUUGUUAGGACCAGAGGUGUUAAUUUAAUUUAGUGGUAAUUGGCAAAGCCAUAGUUUGUGUUGGUGUUAGGUUUAAUCAUAUUGUAAGGUGUUCCUGUUAUUUUGGCCACUCUGAUUGUGUCCUCGGGGGAUUGGGAUUAAGCACCUGAUGGACUGGUCUCAGGUUUAGCCGUGUUGGUCUUUUGUCUGUUCAACUUGUUUUUACAGUUUUCUACUGUACAUUUUUUUGGCAUCAUUAAAGUUAUUUUGUACAAACUCAGUUUUUGUGAAAAUAAAUCAAACUCCUCAGUGUA